Molecule: messenger RNA, 2376 nt
Organism: Psylliodes chrysocephalus
Lineage: Eukaryota; Metazoa; Arthropoda; Insecta; Coleoptera; Chrysomelidae
Source: the annotation of a GenBank genome assembly
GUGUAUUUUAUCUUAAUUAUAUUGAUGGGAUCCUCGAUAUUAUGAAUACCCCACAAUUCCCCACAUUUCGGUAUCCAGACUGUGACCCAGACACCUUCAUCAUAAGUUAGCAUAUAUGUCUUGAUAUUAUCAUCAGUUUAUCUAACAAUAACUCAUCAACACAAUUUUCAACUACGUAUAUUGGUUUCAGAAUCAACUUCACAUCCUACAAAAUAAACCAUGGGAGGUUCUUCUGUCCCCGACAUCAGGCAUAGCGGCCACUUCUUGGAAUUCCUUCUAAAAAACAACAACGAUUACCAUCAGGCUUACCACGACAUUACCACCACCAUCUCACCGGCGUUAUUUGGAAUACCAGAUGAUGCCAACCAUAGCAUAUGGAGAACGGGUGAUGGUAAUGGUUCCAGACCGCUUAAAAGAGAGUUGAACUCUUUCUAUUUUUACAAGGCUGAGCAAUUCACGGUUUUGUGGGUUCUUUUCACGAUGAUAGUGCUCGGUAAUUCCGCCGUCCUAGUUGCACUUUUUGUCAGCAAAAGUCGAAAAUCCAGGAUGAACUUCUUUAUCAGACAACUCGCCAUAGCUGAUCUAUCAGUGGGACUAAUAAACGUAUCAACGGACAUAGCUUGGAGGAUAACUGUGGCGUGGCAUGCGGGAAACGUUCUUUGCAAAUUGAUCAGAUUUCUGCAAGCAGUGGUUACUUAUUCUUCCACGUACGUCCUCGUCGCACUAUCUAUAGAUAGAUAUGACGCUAUUACACAUCCCAUGAAUUUUUCUGGUAGCUGGAAACGAGCAAGAAUGUUAGUAAUUUUGGCAUGGCUGGUAAGCGUACUAUUUUCGCUGCCGACGAUAUUUCUCUUUGAAGAAAAACCAGUUGAAGAUAUUCCCCAAUGCUGGAUAGACCUGCUGCAGUGGCAGUGGAAAGUGUAUAUGACAUUAGUGGCACUAGCAUUAUUCGUUAUACCCGCUCUAAUCAUUAGUGCAUGUUACAUGAUCAUAGUGUGGACGAUAUGGACGAAGAGUAAAUUACUGAUACCAAUGGGACAUAUACCUAUUCGGCUAAGUGAAAACCAUAGAGAUAUACCACCUCGUCAUUUCCAUGAAGAACAAGACGGUCGAAGAGCCAGCUCAAGAGGUAUCAUUCCACGUGCCAAAAUAAAGACUGUCAAAAUGACGUUUGUCAUUGUAUUUGUAUUCGUUGUUUGCUGGAGUCCGUACAUAAUAUUCGAUUUGCUUCAAGUGUACGGCCACAUUCCCAAAACUCAGACCAAUAUCGCUAUAGCGACACUCAUUCAAAGUUUGGCACCCUUGAAUUCGGCCGCCAAUCCAGUCAUCUAUUGUCUCUUUUCGACGCACAUAUGCGGCAACUUGAGAUGCGGCAACAUACUAAAACAUUUAAACCUCGAUCCAUGCAGAAAUGUGCCGCCCUUCACCUGGCUGGCCAACUGCCUCUCAGUCUGCAUGCCGGGCUACUGUAUGGGACACGACGUUUCUGCAACCACAGGCACCGUCACCACGACGGUCACUAACUCUUCUAGAAGGUCCACAUCGGCCACCUCCCUGAGGCACACCAUCAGAUUGCAACCCGCGCUGCAUAACGGCCAGAAGGUGGCCAUUUCUGUCGUCUAGUCAAAUUACAUAACUAUUUGGAUUAUGAUUUUAUUUCGUGAUACUACAGGGUUUUUAUUAUAAAUAUAGUGCAUUCCAUUUUUAUACUAUUUUGUUAUUCGGAGUGAGUUAACUAUACGUACCGGUAUAGCACAAGAGACCCAUAAUUAUUUUAAUCAGUGGCAUUUGAUGGUCAAUUUUUAGGAGUGUCAUGAAUUUGAGUAAUUUUUCACACUAGUCAAUCAUCCUAUACAAGGUGAAUCAAAAGUUGAGUGUUAUUUUUAAUAUGUAUUUAAUUGGAGGUAAACCAGAUUUGAAGACCCAAAAUAUGAGAAAAAAAUUAAAUAAUUCGUUAUUGGGUAGUGUAAAUAAAAAUGAAGCAACAAUUUUUAUUAUUAAAAAUUGGAAAAAAAAAAUUUCCAAUGAACAAAAUUGAAGCUAGAAUUAUUAGAUAUUUAAUAAUUGCCUCUGAGAAAAUUAAGUAAGGGUCAUAAAUUUUUUUAUUGAAAAAUAAGCUUAUUUUUAAGUAAAAGCAAUUACUAUUAUUUUGAUUUACUGGACAUGUCCCUGGUCAACAAAUCCACAAAGAAAAAAUGGUACUACAUAUUUCCAAUUAAAAAUUGUAACGGCACCUGGUUUCAGCUAUGGUGUGCCAUCAUUAGGUCUACAAACAAUAUAAAUAUAAUUUAUGUUGUCGUACACGUAAGGCAUAUUCAUAUUAGUCUAAAAGCUAGCGUCCGCAAAAAGGUAGGGGAGACCGGGGUAGGUUGUAAC